This is a messenger RNA of Coniophora puteana RWD-64-598 SS2, 1305 nucleotides long. Its product is annotated as acid phosphatase. The record is from RefSeq and is a predicted model, not a curated record. The transcript is spliced from 4 exons. Gene Ontology annotation, molecular function: acid phosphatase activity. Lineage: Eukaryota; Fungi; Basidiomycota; Agaricomycetes; Boletales; Coniophoraceae. The coding region runs from base 1 to 1305 and encodes 434 amino acids.
AUGCAGUGCCGUUUUCUGGGGGUGCUUGCGCUCACAGGUCUUGCUACGGCUGACGUAGUCCCCACCGCUCCUAACAUCGAUGUCCCUUUCUCGAUCACACAAUAUUGGGGAGCAUACUCGCCAUACUACAAUGCCGGAAACUACACUGCGCCGCCGGAGGGAUGCACCGUUACUCAGGUCAAUCUCCUCGAGCGACAUGGUGCCCGGUAUCCGACCAGUGGUGCUGGCCCGCUGAUCCAGGCGAGCGCAGAGAAGCUAAAGGGUGCGCAGAGCUUCAAUGGGUCGCAGUACGGCUUCCUUUCCAACUGGACGUACCAGCUAGGGACAGACGUCCUCAUACCUUUUGGAGCGGCUCAGUCAUUUGACGCGGGCCAGGUUCACUAUACGCGCUACGCAUCGUUGGUGAAUUCGACUACGCUCCCUUUUGUGCGCGCGUCUAGCUCGGAGCGAGUUGUGGAAACAGCCCUGAACUGGAGUGCUGGCUUCGCCUUCGCCAGCGACAAAGCCCUUCCUUCUCCACCUCCGUUAUCCGUCACUCUCGACGAGUCACGGAAUGACACCCUUGACAAUCAUAUGUGCCCCACCGCUCCGACGUCCCAGAAUCAAACUGCCGCCUGGACAAACGUGUUCGCCCCUCCAAUCGCAGACCGUAUCAACAACGCCGCGCAUGGGGCCCAUCUGAACAGCACCGACAUUGUCAACCUCCUGCAGCUCUGCCCGUUCGAAACUGUCGCGUUCGAGAAGCCGAGCAAUUUCUGCAGCAUCUUCACGCAAGACGACUUCAAGGGCCUCGAGUACUACAUCGACCUCGAUGACUUCUACUCGACCGGAUACGGCAACCCGCUCGGGCCUGUCCAAGGUGUUGGGUGGGUGAACGAGUUGAUCGCCCGUCUAACGGUCCAGCCAGUGCAAGACGAGACGCAGACGAACAGCACUCUCGACGGCUCGCCCAAGACGUUCCCGCUCAAUCGUACAUUCUAUGCGGAUUUCACGCACGACAAGACGAUGAUCGCCAUCUUCUCGGCGCUCGGACUCUUCCCUCAGACUGAAAACCUGAGCACGAGCCAUCCCGACGCGGAGAGAACGUGGUUCGCUUCUAGGCUGGUCCCGUUCUCUGCGCCUAUGAUUGUAGAGAAGAUGGAUUGCGAUGGGACGCCUAGUAUCCGCAUUUUAGUGAAUGACUUGGUGCAACCGCUAACGUUUUGCGGAGCCAGGGAUGGCAUGUGCACCGUGGAUAACUUCGUUGAGAGUCAGGCUUAUGCUCGCACAAACGGAAACGGGGCUUGGGCGCGGUGUUUGGGUUGA